This is a messenger RNA of Parasteatoda tepidariorum (common house spider), 626 nucleotides long. RefSeq lists its product as uncharacterized. The record is from RefSeq and is a predicted model, not a curated record. Gene Ontology annotation, biological process: sleep; positive regulation of voltage-gated potassium channel activity; regulation of synaptic transmission, cholinergic. NCBI's taxonomy places the organism in Eukaryota, Metazoa, Arthropoda, Arachnida, Araneae, Theridiidae.
AAUUUCGCCUUCUGUUUCAAGUGCCCGUGAUAUUUCAAGGCUGGUGCUUUCAGAAGUUCGUUUUCAGAUUGCUCCCAUGUGCAGAUGAAAAUAUGCAAGCAUCUUUCAUAGUUAGGAAAAUAUGUUCAAGCAUUUAUGAUGAACACUCGUGGCUAAAGGCAUUUAUUUUAGUAUCAACGAUUGUUUCAAGUAGCAGUGGCCUAGAUUGCUUUAAAUGUGUAUCAGUAGGUGGUGACAACCAACCUUGCGAGGAUCCUUUUCAUAACAAUUACACUAAAGACAUUUUAGAGGCACCUUGUUGGGCUGGCAGAAAACAAAGAGACGGAGUCUUCCCUGCCACAGCUUGUAUAAAAUUAUCUGGAAUUUAUGAAGAUUCUGGAGAAAAGAUGAUAGUUCGAGGCUGUGCGCUUGAUAGUGGCACUCUUACCAUUGAUACCGAAAUUGUAAGAAUGAGCCACUGUGGAGGUUUUUAUUUUGACAACCGUUAUGUGAGCGGGUGCCUUCAAAGCUGCUCUGAAGAUGCUUGUAAUUCAAGUACAAUCCUCCGUAUUUCGUUGUUUUUUUAUGUCAUAUAUUUAUUCCUAUACUUUAAGUUGGUGAAAGAUUAAAAUGUUCCCCAACAGGCA